UGCAAAUAAAUUAUAACAUGGCUGAAACUAGGAAGAAGGUUGAGACACUUUGUGAUGAUAUCGAACAGUAUUUAGAAGCACGCAAGUGUAAUAGAGAAGCGAAGAGGAAGAACCGGGUUAGAAAAGUCACUAUUCAGGCCUUAACAAAGCCAGACCCUGAAAAUGAUUACAACGUUGAGAAAUCCCUUAGGAUGUCACCUGUCGGCGAGAGUAAAUAAGUAUAACGCUCUGAGAGAGCAAGUUGAUAUCCUUAAGCUCAAACUUUCUAAAUUCGAGAACCAGAAAUACUGAGCACUUGAAGAUGAAUUAGAAACUAAAAGGAGAAAAAUUGAAAGACACCAAGUUGAUCUUGACAAGCUUAACAAUCAUUAUUCCUCGAAUCAGUCCUACUACAGCUCUUUAGAAACAUCCACAAAUGAUAACCGGUACGAUGCCUUAAAAGACCAGAUCAAACAAUCUAAGUACACCAUUUUCAACUUGAAGACCGAAAUCAGAGAGGAAGAGGACCUUCAGAUGCAGAAGCAUCGGGAGAUGGUCUCCCUGUCCUCCAAGAUCAAGUUCUGGGAGGACAAAGUCAAGCAAAAGGAAAGGGAGAUUGCUAAUAAAUCUGUGCAAAAAGAUAAGAUUAGAAAUAAUUCAGAAUAUAAAAGCAAAGCCUCUAUUAAAAAUAUCGAGCUAGUUCAUCAAUCUAAGCUAAGAAGUGGAGUAAAGUUACUCAGUGAAAGCAAGCAGGAGCUGAGACAAUGGAGAACCAAAAGAGCUAAGAUUAGGAGGAGCAUUGAGUCUCAUAAGAGCAAUAAUAGAAACCCUUUAUGCAUGAAUAUGAAAAUCAAUAUUAUGAGCAAUAAAAUAAAUGAGCUUGGGAGGCAAAUUUAUGAACCUCCUCAUAACUAUGUAGCACGUUAUAACAGAUCUCAAAAUAAAAGCUUAAAUACUCCAAAAGCCCUACCUAAAUCAAGGAAAAGCCCCUUGGUGGCUAGAGAAAAAUUACAGGCUUUGAUUCAACCAAAAAGGUUUUCACCGUAUUCUCAAAACCAUGGGUCAAUAUUAUCAGAAAACACAAAGGGGAGUUUGAAUCGGAACCAAUCAUCAACAAAUGAACUAAUUCGAAUGACGAAUGUUCCUAGUGUAAACUCCUACUCUAAAUUUUCCACCUGCAACAGUGUAGGCUCAAAGGUCAAAGCUAGUCCAAGGAUAAAACUGAGUACUAGCUGGGGGAAGAAAAUCAUCAAGUACAUUCCAAUCACAGAAAGGGUUACACGAAAGACCAAAUUUUAACGAAAUAUUUA
Moneuplotes crassus is the source of this 1289-nucleotide messenger RNA. NCBI's taxonomy places the organism in Eukaryota, Ciliophora, Spirotrichea, Euplotida, Euplotidae. The record is from the annotation of a GenBank genome assembly.